GUGGUCAAGAGUCUGGUAGUUUGUGGUGGUCUGGAAAAAACUUGCAGCUCCUUAAUUUGUUUCAAACUCUCCUGCGUGCUUCCUGGUGGGCCUUAUGUGUUACUGAAAAGUGUAUUUUUUUUUUAAGUAUCUAUCCUUUCCAUCUGUGGAGGCUGCCGGCGGAUGUAUUCGAGUCAUCCAGUUCUGUGGCAGACAUGCCUUCACCUGCCACUCCAAGAGGCCAGGUGCUGUCCAUGAGUGAGGUAUCCCCUCCUGAGGAGUACUUCCGUGGGGUAUCCCCGCUCUGCCGCAGGAUGCUGGACGACAUGACCGCCGUGCGGGAGGCCUACGGUGACCGCUGGAACGGCCUCUCCUACCACCAACAGUGUCGUGUUAUUGAUCAAGCCAUUGUAGACGAGGCGACGGUGCGCCGAUAUGAUGGUGGUACUGACGAUGGUCCUGAGUGCGAGUACUUCCCCAAGCUGAAACUCCCAACAGGACAGAAGGUGGUCUGUGACGAGAACCUCACAGCCAGGGGCUUCUCUUGCAGCUGGAGGGACGAGCACUCUGCACCUUUCUCGUGGCACACUCGCUCACAGAUGGAUCUAACACUGGACACGCCGCCAGCAACACCUUCACACCCCAGCACACCUGUGGAGGCGCCACCCACUACUGUAGCAGGGGAAGGUCGCCUCAUACCUGGCGGCAGAGCAGUGUACACGGCAAGACCGGUGUCAUUACCUCGACCACCACGGUUUCGCUGGCACUACGACCCCCCGGACGACCCUCCAUCUGUGGUCGUUUCUGCCCCAAGGUCUGCCUCAGACCUAAACUGUGACGCUCAACGGACACCGCCCAGGACAUCAAAAUAUAUGUUAGUACGUGGAAAGGGUGAGCAGGGUGAUAACAAUGGCUUUCUGGCACGAAUUCGUGGCAUGGUGGUAGCUCUCACUGCUACUUGCUUGCCUCUGCGAGCUCCCCAGGGCCAGACUUCUCUACUAUCUCUACAUCGAGCAUCUGAAAGUGGUGGAGAGCCUGAUUUGCGACCUCUCACCGUACAUGCUAAGAAGGUACACAUUGUGAGGAGUCAGACUAAUGCUCCACCAUGUGACACAUCCCAACACAACGCAUCCAGCAGCAGCAGCAGCCAUACAGAUGUCAAAACUGAAGAGGGUGGUAGCAAGCUUCCCUCACUAUCAGCACUCGCCAGUGAUCCUGCUCUUGUGGGUUACGUUUGCUCCCUCCCCGAGGAUGACGAUGAUACCCCCUACACAGUGGCUUACCUUCCAGGGGCCACACAUAGCCCAGCUGCAGGGCGUACAACACCUCAAACUCCUUCAGAUGUAGAGAAUCACUCGAAGGCCGCUACAACCAUCUACAUACCUCCGCUUGCAGAUCUUCCCACUCCCAUGCCUACACCAACUAUCAGUGAUGAAACACAAUCGACCACCUGCACUUUCUCACAGCCAGCUACCUCGUCGCCCCGGUUACCGUCCUCUCACUCUCCUACCACACUUGAUGAUGCCUUCAGUGCCACUUCUGAGCCAGACUCUACAAUGGAUGCCCUCGACACCCCACGGGAGGAGCAACCCCUGCUUCAUAUAGAUAAAUAUCUGGAGUCUGAGGAGGAUUCAGAGCCGUUGUUCAGUUCAGUUUUAUCCACAAAGAGAGAGAGCACAAUACCCAAGACAGGCUUUGACUUCCUCGACAAUUGGUAAGUUAGAAACCCGGGUCAGGAGAAGUCAGGUCAUGUGGCUCAGCCAAGUCAUGUGACUCAGCCAGCAUAUCACAGCCAGGUCAAGUAUAACUACAAGGUCAAUUACAAUGGCUGAGCAAUUCUCAUGGCCGUGGAAAAUAGAAGUGAAUAAAUUAUAUAGAAAUAAUGAUAUUGAGCAAGAGGUAUGAGCAACUUCUAGCAUAAGGAGUGGAGGUGUCCCAAUUCUCCAACUAAUUGCUAAACAAAUUACUCUCACUGGAAAACUUUCUCUCGAAAGCGGGUUAAGAAGAAUAAAAGGCACAAUACCGUGACUGGAAAAAUACACAAAUUACCCGCACAUAGAGAGGAGCUUACUACGACGUUACGGUCUCCUUUUCGCUAGUGUGACUUUGUAAAUGGUCCAAGUCGUACUGAAACGUCGUCGUAAUCUUCUCUCAUAAGUUUGUCUAGUAAAUACGGGUUAUUUGCGAGUUAGAACGUAAUGAGGUAUGGUGUAGAUUUAAGAAUGCAGCGCUAGCAAGCAGAGAAGUUAUGGUUAUUGAAGCGUGGGUGUGGAAGGGAGAAGCAAUGACUGGUGGAAUGAUGAAGUUAGAAAAAGAUAAAAUUGAAAAAAUUAGUAUAAGAUUAUUUUACAAUUAAAAAAAUAGGCAGAGGCAGAGAAAGUUCUUACAGGUGGGUUCAGUAGGUACAGUUAAAGAGAACUUUAUAUGCAAAGUUAAAUCACCAGACCUCCAAGUGAUAUCUUUUAAUUCUGGGACCUAAGCGACUGUGACCAGUAGGAAUAUGAUGAGAAAUGCAACAGAUGUCACUCAUUAAGACUCCAAAUGGUGACUGAAAAAGCUAAAUGAUGACUGCAAAGACUGACCUCUACAUUUACAUGUUAGUAAGCAAAUACAGGUCAAUGUGACACAGGUUCCUUAGAGAAGCCUCGUAUAUAAUACUAACUCCUGCAAAACACCAAAUUGACGAGGCACUUCAAAAUACAACAGUUAUCCUUAAAUGUUGUUUUCUAUAGGCUUCUCAUUCUCUUUCCAUUGUACCUUACACAGCACGUUAAGGUAUAAUAAUAUAACCAAGCGCUAAACCCUAAGGGGUCGUGCACAUAAAAAGUAUAUAGUAUUAACAUUAAUGGUAGCAAGCGACGUUCGUAUAUUCUGUACACCGAGAGGUCUAUAUCAUUCAGUAUGUGUAAACAGUUUACCUUAAUCCCUAUAUUAGGGAUGAAUAUAUUCUCAGCUGGUGGUGGUGCACUCGUGGUGUACCCUUGCAGUCGAUAGGCUUCAAACCUUACAAACCAACGUAAUAAACUCGAACAUAAAUAUCUCCUAGAUAUAAUAACAUGCAAAUAUAUAUAUAUAUAUA
Cherax quadricarinatus is the source of this 3058-nucleotide messenger RNA. Its product is annotated as mucin-2. The record is from RefSeq and is a predicted model, not a curated record. Lineage: Eukaryota; Metazoa; Arthropoda; Malacostraca; Decapoda; Parastacidae.